CCUUCCUAUUCCCUUUUCCUCUGUCUGUCGUCAGUUUUUGAUCUCCAGUCUAACUAACUUACUGGUGUAUCUGGCGGGAACCUUUUCGAUCGACGGCGAGAGUCCGUCGACCGGAGUUUUCUGCCGAGUCAUUCUUCUCCGUUGUUGUUAAUCCAAGAUCAUGUUAUUGCUAAGCAAGAAUGACUAGUCCUUCACACUUAAGCAACAACGUUCAACUAAUUAAGAUGACUUGGGCCCAUUGGAGAAAUGCCGAAAGCAUAAUUCAAAAUUUCAAUGUUUUGGAGCAGGAAAAAUGUGAAAGCUACUUGAUUUUUCGAAGUGAAACUGCUCUUUCAAAUGGUUUCCGAGCCUUUUUAUAUUUUCUUGGUAUUGCAUACUGCUUCCUGGGGUUGUCAGCCAUAACUGGUCGCUUUUUCCGGUCUAUGGAGCAUGUUGUCAAGCACACCCGUGAAGUGGUGGAGAUUGAUCCUAUUACCAAUCAGGAGAUUACUAGGCAUGAAAAAGUAUGGAAUUACACUAUUGCAGACAUCAGCCUGUUGGCCUUUGGGACUAGCUUUCCCCAAAUAUCAUUAGCUACAAUUGAUGCUAUAAGGAACCUUGGCAACCUCAAUGCUGGAGGUUUGGGUCCUGGAACGCUUGUUGGUUCUGCAGCAUUUGAUCUUUUCCCUAUCCAUGCAGUUUGUGUUGUAGUACCCAAAGGUGGGGAGAUGAAAAAGAUAGCUGAUAUAGGUGUUUGGCUAGUGGAGCUCUUUUGGUCUUUUUGGGCUUAUAUUUGGUUAUACAUAAUUCUAGAGGUAUGGACUCCAAAUGUGGUUACACUUUGGGAGGCGUUAUUGACGGUAUUGCAAUAUGGAUUACUUCUGACACAUGCUUAUGCACAAGACAAGCGCUGGCCUUACUUAUCCCUACCUAUUGGAAGAACUGAGAGGCCAGAGGAUUGGGUCCCUGAAGAGGUGGCUUCAGUUGAUCAUGACAAUAAUGACAAGUUUGUUGUUGAUAUUUUUUCCAUUCAUUCUGCACCAUCUACAGAGUAUCAAAAAGUACCUGCUGAUGAAAAUAUUCCUGAACCUUCUGGCAAAUCUUCUCGCAAGGAGAUACUUUUGGAGGAUCCCAAUGUUCUUACACUUUGGAAACAGCAGUUUGUGGAUAUAUUCAAGGUGGAAAAAUCAGACUCAAGAAAAUUGGAUAAUAUUUAUUUACAGCUUGCAAGAAUAGUUUGGCAGUCACUUCUUGCACCAUGGAGAUUCAUGUUUGCUUUUGUGCCUCCUUAUCAUAUUUCUCAUGGUUGGAUUGCAUUCGUUUGUUCUCUCCUUUUCAUCAGUGGGAUAUCCUACAUCGUAACAAAGCUCACAGAUCUCGUAAGCUGCGUCACAGGAAUUAAUCCUUAUGUCAUAGCUUUUACAGCACUGGCAUGCGGAACUUCGUGGCCAGAUCUGGUAGCAAGCAAGAUUGCUGUCGAACGUCAAAUAACUGCAGAUUCUGCAAUUGCAAACAUCACUUGCAGCAACUCGGUAAAUAUAUACGUGGGCAUCGGUGUUCCAUGGCUGAUCAACACUCUGUACAAUUUCUUCGCCUAUAGGGAACCCUUAGGGAUUCAGAAUGCAGAGGGACUAAGCUUCUCUCUGCUUGUAUUCUUCUCUACUUCUGUAGGUUGCAUUGCUGUUCUGGUGUUCAGGCGUCUAACUCUCGGUGCCGAGCUCGGAGGGCCUAGAUUCUGGGCUUGGGUUACCUGUGUGUACUUCAUGUUGCUCUGGAUUAUUUUUGUUGUGCUUUCUUCCCUUAGAGUUUCUGGCAUCAUAUAAGAAAAAGCUCAAGUUGUAAUCUUUACUUCUUUCAUCCCUGCCCCCUUCUCUUUAGUGAUUAUUGGGUAGAAAAUAUAUUCUUCUUUUUCCUAUUAUACUCCCUCGAAGUAAAAGGACUCUUAAAAGCAAGAUUUUAAAUUCCCUUGUAAUAUAAAGCAUUAGUAGAAUGGUUGGUGAUUUUUUGUUUUUAUAUAAGAUUGUAAGUUAAAGUUGAAU
Messenger RNA from Carica papaya (papaya), 2018 nucleotides. It is a transcript of the gene MHX, whose product is annotated as magnesium/proton exchanger. Gene Ontology annotation, biological process: metal ion transport; transmembrane transport. Gene Ontology annotation, cellular component: membrane. The record is from RefSeq and is a predicted model, not a curated record. NCBI's taxonomy places the organism in Eukaryota, Viridiplantae, Streptophyta, Magnoliopsida, Brassicales, Caricaceae.